GCGGACCGGGAGGAGGACAGCGGAAGGGAGAGGUGUGGCAGUGGCAGGUGACCGGGUCUGCGAGCAAGAUGGCGCCGGCAUUGUGGGGGUUGAAGAGCUUGGUGUGGCAGAAGCUAAAAUCAUCAGUAUUUGAGGACUGCAAGAAAGAGGAAGAAUGGAAGGUAAUGCUUUUGGAUGAUUAUACUACUAAAUUACUGUCACUGUGCUGCAAAAUGACUGAUCUGCUGGCAGAGGGUAUCACAGUGGUGGAGAAUGUAUAUAAAAACCGUGAGCCUGUCCCACACAUGAAAGCAAUAUAUUUCAUAACUCCCACCAAGAAGUCUGUAGAUGGACUUAUUGAUGACUUUAUUUCUAAAUCAUCCAGCAGAUACAAAGCAGCAUAUGUAUAUUUCACUGACUUUUGUCCUGACAACCUCUUCAAUAAAAUUAAGUCUUCCUGUGCAAAAUCAAUAAGGAGAUGCAAGGAGAUCAACAUUUCCUUCUUCCCAUAUGAGUCUCAGGUAUUUACUCUCAAUGUUCCAGAUGCAUUCUACCGCUGUUAUAGUCCAACUCUGGCUAAGACAAAAGAUAAAGAUGCUGUAAUGCAAGUAAUGGCUGAACAAAUCGUUACCUUAUGUGCCACGCUAGAUGAGAACCCAGGAGUACGAUAUAAAAGUGGACCAUCUGAUAAAGCCUGCAAACUCGCAGAACUGGUUGAAAAAAAUCUUGAGAAUUAUUACAAAACUGACGAGAAAAGCCAAAUAAAGGCUAAAACCCAUUCCCAACUAAUAAUAAUUGAUCGUGGCUUUGACCCAGUGUCAACUGUCCUUCAUGAACUCACCUUCCAGGCAAUGGCAUAUGAUCUGCUACCAAUUGAAAAUGAUACUUAUAAAUACAAAACAGAAGGGAAGGAACGGGAGGCAAUUCUGGAGGAAGAUGAUGAGCUGUGGGUGAAGAUUCGGCACCAGCAUAUUGCAGAUGUGAUAGAGGAAAUACCAAAACUUUUUAAAGAAGCUUCAUCAAAAAGAAAAGCAGCAGAAGGAAAAGUAUCAAUAUCUGCUCUGACCCAGUUAAUGAAAAAGAUGCCACUUUAUCGUAAAGAGAUUAGUAGGCAAGUCAUUCAUCUUAACUUAGCAGAAGACUGCAUGAGCAAGUUCAAAUCUAACAUAGAAAGGCUCUGUAAAACUGAACAGGACUUAGCUCUUGGAACUGAUGUAGAAGGUCAAAAAGUGAAAGACUCAAUGAGAGUCCUUCUUCCAGUUCUGCUCAACAAAAGUCAUGAGAGCUAUGACAAAAUUAGAGCUAUUCUCCUGUACAUCUUUAGCACUAAUGGAACUACGCAGGAGAACUUGGACAAGCUGAUCCAGAAUGUUCAAAUACAAAGUGAUAGUGACAUGAUAAGAAAUUGGAAAUACCUUGAUGUUCCUGUUAUCUCCUCAUCUGCUGCUCAGCAGCAUAAAUACCCAAGGAGGGACCGUUCUUCAGAAGAAACUUACCAGCUUUCUAGGUGGACGCCUGUCAUUAAAGAUGUUAUGGAGGAUGCUAUAGAAAACAAACUAGAUCCAAAAGACUGGCCAUAUUGUUCCCAGUGUCCUCCUACCUGGAAUGGUUCAGGAGUAGUAAGUGCACGCCAGAAACCUAAGGGUAGUUAUAAAGAUGAGCGAAGGAGUAGUGCAAGACUGAUUAUAUUUGUGAUUGGAGGAAUUACAUAUUCUGAGAUGCGCAGUGCUUAUGAAGUUUCCCAAGCCUACAAGUCCUGCGAAGUUGUUAUUGGUUCUACUCAUAUUUUGACACCUAAAAGACUACUGGAUGAAGUUAAGAGCCUUAAUAAACCCAAGGAUAUGGUCUGCAUUAAGGAUGAAUAAAAGUGGUGAUGUUAAUGAUGCAUUAGGAAAAGACAAAUAGUAUGUACAUAUUGUUAUGGAACUGAGUGUUCUAAAUACUGUACCAGGUCACCACACCAUUCUCACUAAUGGAAUGUUACUUUGUAAUUUAAAUUUGCUCCUUUUUUGGGGGUCGGGUAGAAGGUAGAUGGUAAAAUCCACCUGUGUGUCUUUAAGGUUGUAUUUUGUAUAGUCAGUGUUACACUGUAAGUGCUUUUUCAAAAGGGCUUGUUCAUUCCUAAGAGAUGAUGCUAACAGUUACUGUGACUAUGUGUAGACUGGAAUUGUCUGAGAACUGUUAUAGAGUUUAUUUCCACAAAUGACUGAAUUAAGUGACUAGGCUCUUAUGUAGAGGCUUUGGGAGAAAAUUUGUCAGUAUGAGUUUAUGAUAAAUAUGUUUCACAGUGUGGUGUCUCAAGCUGUAACAUUUUCUGUCAAAUAAUGCACUGAGUUAUUUAAAUAUAUGUAACUGUGAAAAAUCAAGAGGCUUUUUUAGAUGGUGGUGGGUAAGGUACAAAGUUAAUCAUGGAAGUACUAAGCACCUCUAAUUUCAAUAAAUAACUGGAGAAAUGCUGUUGAACUGUGCACUGAAAUACACUUUAAAUAAUAGAGGGAUUAUUACUAAAGCUUUUCAAAAAAUCUUAGUUUCUUACCAACUUCCUAACAAUUGUAUCUACAUAGUUUGUCUUUGAAGUUGAAUUGCUUGUAAUACACAAGUUCCAAAAUUUUUAGCAUAAAUCCGUUUUUGAGGGAGUGGGGGCAGUUGAAAAGGAGAGUAAAAGAAGGGAAGUAGUUGAAUCUUUCAAAUGGCUUAAUUCUUUAAAAUACGAAAAGCAAAAAGUAAACCAAACACCAAAAGUUGAUGCAUUCAAGAGAUUUACUGUGUUCUUCUACUUUGUUACACACAAAGAAAGAAAUACAUAAAUUGUGUUGAAGGGGAUCAGAGAAGUUCUGAAUUGUAUUAAUUCUGUAAUACUGGUAAUAUUUAGAUUUGUCUUGGAAAAUUACUUCAAUAAUUAAAUUAUGAACCUUUUAAACGGA
Melopsittacus undulatus (budgerigar) is the source of this 2903-nucleotide messenger RNA. RefSeq names its product syntaxin binding protein 3 (gene STXBP3). Gene Ontology annotation, molecular function: syntaxin-1 binding. The record is from RefSeq and is a predicted model, not a curated record. Gene Ontology annotation, biological process: intracellular protein transport; vesicle-mediated transport; neurotransmitter secretion. The coding region runs from base 69 to 1844 and encodes 591 amino acids. Lineage: Eukaryota; Metazoa; Chordata; Aves; Psittaciformes; Psittaculidae. Gene Ontology annotation, cellular component: plasma membrane; secretory granule. The transcript has 19 exons.